GUUUGGGCCAAGUCCUUGGAUUCUCUCGUUCAUGGACGAUAUAUCAUUUUAGAUUUUCGUUUUUUAUAAGCUUAUCCAAUAUCCAUAUUGUUUGCGUUUUAUGGUACCAAUGCCACGCUUUACUUUAAGAUAUAGUUGCUGGAGAGGAGAUUGCUAUCUUGACGUAUGAGAUCAAACUAAAAAGGCAUGUGAAGCACUUUGAAACUGCGAAUGUAAUUGGUGAUUUUCUUGAAGUUGGAUAUAGUUGGGUGUUCAGCUAAUUUUCAUACUCAUCCAUCUUUACGACCGACGGUGCGUCCCAGAUCGGCCGGUCGCCGGCCACUCCCCGGGACGGGACGGGACGGGGACGGGGGACGCACAAGUGUGCCGGCCGCCCGACCGGCCGGACGGCUGUGGCGACGGCUGCGUCCCGUCGACGGGAGAGCGGUGGCAGGAGUGAGAAGUGUCGGACAGUGAGGGAAGAAUAAGAAAACAGAGCGGUGUGUGAAGUAUUGACAGGAGGAGACGCCAUGGCCUCCUGCAAUACAUCGCUGGUGCCCCUCCGGGUGAUGCUCUUCGCCUUUUAUGGAGCCAUCGGGUGCGUGGUGCCGUUUCUCUCGCUGCACAUGGCCAGCCUGGGCCUGACGGCCGACGAGCGGAGCUGGGUGGAGUUCGUGGCGCCGCUGGCCUGCGGCGUCGGCCCGCUGCUGGGCGCUGUGCUGGCCGACAGGAUGGGCAACUACCGCCCGCUGCUGGUGCUGGCUCUGCUGGUCGCCGCCGCCGCCUACCCCUGCCUGCUGCUGGUGCCGCCCGUGCAGAGACUGCCGGCGCGACCCGCCGCCCUGGAGCUGCGCUGUGCCCCGGACGGGACGGAGAUUCAUGUGGAGCGGUGUGGACCAGCGUGUGUGGAUGGAGACAGGACUGAGCGGGCGUACUACAUCCACGGGUGUCGGUACCGGUGCGAGGAGGACACCGAGCCGCCGUCUGUGCCACCACACCUCUGUCUGGAAGGCACCAGUGAGCCCACGCAGUGUGAGGUAGUGUCGGACGGCGCCGGUAUCCUGGUAAACGCCUCACUGACGGUAUUACCGGCUGGUGAAAACAGCCAGGAUACACAGGACUGUCAGUAUCCAUUGAUCGAGUUCAGUCGCGGCGAGCGGCGCCACCGCAGCCUAGCCUGCGGUCGUCAGACGGGCUGCGCGCUGCACUGUGACCUACAGCAGCUGAGUGGUGCCCCGCUGUUCCGUGACGACCAGUGCCGCGCCGUGCUGGGUGACCCCCAGAUGACUUUUUGGCUGUACUUUGGUCUGCGCGCCGCCGCUGAGUCGUUCCUCUCACUGGCUCUGGUGCUAGUCUCGGCCACCACACUGCUGCUCCGCCGGCGGCACGGCUCUGACCACGGCCGGGAGGCGCUCUGGGGGCUGCUGGGGCUGGCCAUCACCGCUCCGCUCACCGGCUACCUGUUGGACACCCAGCGGACCGCGGAUGGCUCACCCGACCUCCGUCCCGGCCUCUGCGCCUACGCGGCUCUUCUACUGGCCGCGCUGACCCUAGCAGCACUCGUCACCGUUCGCCCGGGCGUGGCACACGACUCGCGAGAGUACAGCCGUCGUCUGGCGCGCUCCGUCUGCGCUGCUGAGUUUUUCGGCGUGCUCUGCGCGCUGGCGGUGCUGGGAGCUCUCUGGGGCUUCCUGGAGACGUUCCUGGCGGGACACGCGAGCGGUAUGGGUGGCUCACAUCUGCAGACUGGUCUGGGAACCACUGCUGGUGCGCUGCUCCUGAUACCGCUCAUGGCGAAGGCGGAGGCUCUGAUUGCCUACUGCGGGCAUCACCACGUCUUCAUGGUGGCCUUCAUCGUCUACAUCGUCAGAUACGUCAGUUACGCGUACAUCGUCAGCGCGUGGCUGCUGCUGGUGGCCGAGUCGUUGGAGAUGUUUACCGUACACCUGGCGUGGCUGUCGGCCGUUCAGCUGAGCUCGCUGCACGGCCGGCCGGUGGUCGAGGCCACACUGCAGGCCGCCGUUACUGUGGCGCACUUCGGGGUCGGUCGCGGUGUCGGCGCCGGUGUGGUCCGGUACGUUCUGCCGCUCUUCUCCCCGUUCGUGGUGCUCUGUGCCGGCUCCAUCCUCUCUGCCGUGUGCGCGGCGCUCUACCUGUCGCUCUACCACUGCUGCCGAGCUCUGGCACCCUACCGAAGAGGCACAGGGAAACGGAGACAAUACCUCAGUGACGGAGCGAUGCUGAACGGGACCACGAACGACACACGGCCAAACCGAUGGGGGCUUUUGGCGCGAGAUUACAGAAAGUGGCGCAGGCGGGCAUUUAAUUUCUGUGUGUCGUGGGAGUUGGACGGUGCAAUAAAAGGCAGAUUUGAUAUAAGUAUGGCUGAAUCAGAUCCCGCAGGCAUGGAAGAUGAAAAUUUGGAUCUGGAGGAUCUUGCAGCUCUGCUUGAUGAAGAUGAUGAUGAGCUGUUUGCCAUGGUGGAUGCUUCUGGAGGGGAUGAAGGUGGUUCAAAAUCAACUUCCUCUAAUAGCCAGCAGACCAAGGACGUUUCUCAGAAACCCAGAAGUCCUGUAGCUUCAACAUCAAACACCACUACUGGCUUUACCAAUCUGAAGGGUGCGAGCAGUUCCACACCUCCACAGUCUAACAUCAGUGCAGCUUAUUCUGGUGAGCCAGACAGGGCAUCACAUACUGUGGCAUCUGAUCUGGCCCUGUCAGAUGAGGAGACUCCCAGGAUUCCGUCGACAGCCCCAGCUGAAGAUGAUGAUCCUGACGAUCCUGAUGAAUCAGAGAUCCUCGCGCUGGAAGCGAAACUUGCCAAACUAAAGCAGAAGAAACAAUCCAAACAAUCUCCGAAAUCCCUGCAGGAUGUCGUUAGCAAAAUCAAGAAACCUCCAACGCCGAACAAAUCGCGGUUCCUAGACACCACCGGCAUCGUCCCAUCGACAGUGGUGCCUGCCGAGCUGCCGCCCUCUCAGCGUACCUCGCUGGAGCAGCGGGUGCGAGCCAUGCUGCGGCGGCCCGCCUCGGAGGUGCACGGCGGUGACACCGACUCCAGCGAGGACGAGGACAACCGGCAGCCGUUCGAGCAGCGCUACAACGAGUUCGGACGCACCGUCAAACGGAUCGCCCACUCGUCCGCCUCCGGUACCGGCCGCGACCGGCUUCAGGAGCGCGCAGAGCACGUAAACCGGGCCGCACAGCGAGCGCUGAAACCCAAAACGGCGGCCAAGAAAGCGGACGGUGGCCGGCCGGCAGUGCCCGAGCAGCCGCAUGAGGAAAUCAUGAUCGACUCGUUCGCAAAAAUCAGUGUCAUCAAUCCUCGCCUCACCAGUAUCGAGCUUCGCGACUGUCUUCAGGGGAAGCGUCUGAUCCGCGUCAGUCAGCUGGAGAGCAACGUGCGAGCAGACGGCAUCCCCGGUGACUGGGUCACCAUUGGCGUCAUCGCGCGCAAGUCCGACCCGCGCACAUCGCAGAAGGGUUCGGCCUACUCGUCGUGGACGCUGACCGAUCUGGUGGACGUCCAGAAGCCGGUCAAAGUAAUGCUGUUUGGCGAGGCCCACUCGGCCCUAUGGAAGACCACCGUGGGCACUGUGGUGGCACUCGCCAACAGCAAGGUCAUGAAGGACAAGGAGAUGUCUGGAAGUACGGGCAUCACGAUCUCAGUCGUCUCAGGGAAACACUGUAUUAUGCUGGGCACGUCGCCCGAUCUCGACUUCUGCAAGGCAAAGUGUAAGAACGGCCGUAUCUGUCUGAGUUUCAUCAACAAGCGUCACUGUCCCGUGUGUGUAUUUCAUAUGACUGCCGAGUACAAAAAGACCGGAUCAAAGCGGGGCGAACUUCAGGGUGUGAGCAGUGUGGCGCCCAAGAAGCCGCUGGGCGGGGGUGUCGGCGGUGCGGGCGGCCAGAUUCUCCACGAGGGCGCCUUUUCCGGCGGCGCUCUGGCGCGGCGAGACUCAGAGACGGCCGCUCAGCGGCUCAAAGACAGGGAGCGACUCACCAGUCUGCGGCUACAGAAACAGUGUGAGGAUACUCUGAACACCAAGAAGAAAAAGCUGGACACGGCAGGCCUGAAGCACAUUUCCCAAGCGGAGGCCAAAGCCAUUGCCAACGUAGCAGAGGACAGUAUGGAGAUGGGUGAACUCCUGCUGAAGCCAUGUGCCGGCGCUCGUAACCUGCUCCGCCACCUCACCAAAGACUCCACCGAGUCGACUUCCACGGACCUGGCCGAGCCGCGCCCUGCGCGCCGUACGGCUGCCGAUCCCGCCGCCAUGCUGAGGGAGGAGGCUGCGCGACGGCGGGUCGCCGAGAAAGCGCUGGCGGCGCCGCGGCUGGCGCGCCACGUCACCCCCGGACAGACGGUGGAUCUGGACGUUAGCCCGCAGCAGAGAGCGGUGGCCGGAUCCGCCGCUAAGGCUCGCGCGUUGGCGCUCCUGAAGAAGUCCGGUCCGCUGAAGAAGACGGACCCGAACGCGGUGCGGUCGCGGCCCUCGGACCAGCGCCGGGAGCUCGUCAAAAAGCGGCUGGAGAGGGAGGCCGAUGAGAACAGUCCCGGUGUACCGGCACUGCGCGGAGCAGAAGCGGGCCCGGCGGCCAAGCGGAGCCGGCUCGCCGACGACCCGGCGUUUCGGGCGGUGCUGGAGGCACGCUCCUCUCACGCAGCCGCGCUGGAGGCCGAGCUCACCGAGGGCCAGGAGCACUACUUCCAGGCGCUGGAGAAGAAAGAGCUGGUCGAGAACAAGAUGCUCACCACCUGGGAGGUCAAGACCAAGGCCGUCUACUGUAAAAAGUGCAAGUACCGGGCGCUGUCGGCCUCCGACCUGUGUAAGUCCGAGGGACACACCACCAUCCUGCUGGACGCGGUGAAGAGGUUCUUCAGCUGCAACAACUGCAAGAGCCGCACCAUCAGCCUGGACAAGCUGCCGCGACUGCCGUGCCAGAACUGCGGCGGAGAGAGCUGGCAGAAGGCGCCCAUGGGCAAGGAGCGGACCGGUCCGAAGCUGGAGAGCGAGAUCCUCUCCAUCCGAGGCAACGAGGCCUUCUCAAUCAACUCGCAUGUCAAGGAGCACAACAUCAACCUCGAGUUCUGAGGCGAUCUCACACUCCAGUCUCGUGUACAACGCGUGUAUUCGCAUAUCCACGCUACCAUCAUCGCUAUCAACGUCUCACUUGCAUGUGAUUAUGUAUGUUCCCGUCGCGGCGCCCGACCCCGCUCUAUUUGGACGGUGCCCUGAUAUACAACUGUUGCCGCUCGCAAUCAGUCAGUCGGCGACCGGAGUGCGUUAUUGUACCGGUCGCCCAGACCUGAAUACGAGCCUGUGAAAGGACCCCGCGCGGCGGCUUAGAUAGGUGAAUAAAUGGACAAUAUGGGA
Amphibalanus amphitrite is the source of this 5354-nucleotide messenger RNA. RefSeq lists its product as uncharacterized. The transcript is spliced from 20 exons. Gene Ontology annotation, molecular function: DNA replication origin binding; single-stranded DNA binding. The record is from RefSeq and is a predicted model, not a curated record. Gene Ontology annotation, cellular component: replication fork protection complex; nucleus. The coding region runs from base 510 to 5072 and encodes 1520 amino acids. Gene Ontology annotation, biological process: DNA replication; DNA replication initiation. Lineage: Eukaryota; Metazoa; Arthropoda; Thecostraca; Balanomorpha; Balanidae.